UCCAUUCCUGGAACGCAAAUUGACAUCCGGUCAAAAAAAAAAAAACAAAAUCCAAUCGAACUUUACGACCCCCUUCUGACCGCGACGCGAGUGCUUUUGCCAUACAUUCCAGUCUAAUUUACAACAAAUGCCAUAAAUACCGGUUAUUGAAAAAAAGAAUUUGCGGAACGCCCCGGUCGGUAGGUGAUGGACCACCGGAACAGACACGCAAGAAUUUGACACUGUUACUCCCACCUGCACCACACGGUUGCUGAAAUUCUGCCUGUAUGUAAAUUAUUGAGGGAUUUAUAUUUACCCCCAAAUGGAAAAUCAUUCCAACCGCCGUACAUUGUGAUGAUGACCCCGAUAAAUUCCUCACCCGAACCCAUUUCGAAGCGCAAAAUUGAUAAUGAAAUUGAUGGUGACCAUCAUCGUGGCGUUGCAGUCGCAGAUGGUGGCAGAGUCCAACCCUUGCAAAUCUUGACGCUGAUGAUGCUGAUGUUGACAGUUGCGUCACUUGCAAAAGCCAUCGAAGACGACGACUCGACGACUCGAGCAGAAGAGCAACCUGGCCGGCCGAGGUUUUUCCGCUUUUCCCAUCAUCGGCAGCGCAGCAGCAGUGUUCAACCGAAUGAGUUUUACCAACUCAGCAUGAAUGCAAGUCUUGAAGCAUGUGGUGAAGAAGAUAAUGGCAGUGAGGUGGGAGUGACGAAGCGAUCUGGAAUCGAUGGCAGCUGUCAGCACAAAAUUGUGGCACGGAUUUCGAUUGAAACGGCGGCGGCAAGUGGACAUCACAGUUGGGACAACGACGAUAUGCAUCUUCAUUUCCUGCUGGAUGAGGUCUACCUUCCGGACGAGGCGGAAUACGGCAAACCGAAGGAUACGUUUGCCAUCAAUGUAACACUGGAGGUGCCCUACGUUCGGCAUCGUUUGGAGAAAGUUCAGGUGCUGAACUGCUACGUGACCGGUCAUGAUCCAACAGAGAAGGUACAUUCAACGCGUCCCACAACAACAAUGGAGUGGAAUACAGAUGAGAUGGUUUCACCAUCGAUGGAACCACAGCAGGUAGAGACAAAGGAGCAUCAGAAUUACAACGACGGAGACGAGGAAGAGCCGGAUGAUUGGGAGUGGGAGCAUCAGAAGAACUUGGGUAAAGUCUAUGAGGGUGGAAAACGAGGUGGAUUUCGAUUUCAAGGAAACGAUGAAGCCGGAGUUUAUGACCAUAGCUAUGGUUUCGAUGUCGAUGGUGAUGAUCCAUUAAGUAAAGAAAGCCAUCAGGGUUUUUCCGACCAUCACCAAUACCGCUAUCAACAAGUCGAAUCCCAACGAGCCAAACAUGGAAGAAACUUUCAAUUGACCACUAAACGAGCAUCGUCCAUACAUCACACCACCAAUCGGCGUCAUCAAUCGCCAGAAUACGGAAACCGUAUCUACUUUCACGACGACGACGAUAGCCAAACAGCUGCCAAUAGAGCCGCCAACGAAGAUGAUUAUGCCUACGACCAGUAUAAUAAUUACUACCAUUUAGAGGGGAAUGGCCCAUCCCGAACCGAGAGAUCCGGCGGAAGCAGUGCCCAUCAGUUGAAAAAAUUUGGAGUUUAUAUGGUUAGAUCUGAUGAUAACGCAUCGCACGUAGAGUACUCUUCGGUGGUGAGCAUUAGAUACUGGCAGGAUCCAGCAGCAACACCAUCUGCUUCGCAAGCCGAGGAUGUGGUGAACUACACCAGACUGACAAGCUCAUCGAAUAUUUACGUCAAUCAAAUCAGCUCAAUUAGAUUCCAAGCCGGUGCCGUUGGAGCUGAUGCUGAUGGUCCUGAUGCCGCUACUGUCUCCACCCGGAAAAGCCGAGAACCUCGUCGACGUCAGCCCGGCGGCAACGGUGGUGGCGUUGAUAAGAAGAACCGUCAUCCGAAAGAAACCGACAGCCGGAAAAACAAUCAUCGAUUCAUCUCCCCGGGCUCUGACGACUGCUUGACGAAGAGCCGUGGCAUGAACUGGUCUAAUCCGAACGAGUUAAUGCUAAUUGAUCCGAGUGGAAUGGGACGCGGUGGUGAUUGGGGAGCUCCUUCGGUUAAGCGGCGCUCGUCCUCGGGCGGAGGAAAUUGGGCGGAAAAACUACUCUGGGUGGGUGGCGCAGCCGGUGAUGGAUUGGCGGGAAAUGACGGCGGCGAUGAUGACGCCGGAAAUCGACUCAAGCGUAAAUCAUUUCGGAACGAGGAAACGACACCGGAUGGAGGACGACUGUUCUGCCCGGGGUUGGGACCUUGGCGAGAAACGGUGAAGGUGGAAUCUUUGAAGGCGCAUUUCGGAGGCACUAGGACUCGAUUGAAGCACUGCGAUGAUGGAUUGUGCCUGGAAGUGCCGGUGGCGGCGGCAGCAAUGGCUUUCGCGUUCAAAUAUGAAAUUCAAUUAGCAUAUUCGGCGGAUCUCGUUGCACCGCUGGACCAGAACCAUCAGAACCAACAGCAGCAGCCGGAUGGCCAACGCAUUAAAAUUACAAACAUCAUUACCACUUUCCACGGACCGAUGGUAAACGAUGACGGCGAAAGCAGCAGCAAGAAAAGAACACCCACCGCCACCCACAAAAAGGGCAACAACAUUAUGCUGCUGGAAGUGGCGUUGGUGUAUUUGGGUCACUCGCCUCAGCAUCAGCAGCAGCGCCGCCACCACAGCGAAUUAGUGCAGGUCAAUAUUGACGCUCGUUGUUUGUCGUACCUGAGUUCGAUCGGCACCACCACCGGGGGUGGUGAUGAUGAAGCUGCGGCUGCGGCUGAUGCCAAUCAACAACAAGCACCGAAAAUGGUGCGACUCAAGCCGGAAGAGCUGCAAACCGUGCUGUUUCGAUUCCCAAUCGAUGGGGAUGCGGUGGCCGUGAGGAACGAGGAGUUCGAAUGCGGUGUCACGGUCACUCAGGCUGGUACCGAUCUCAGUGGGCCAUCGAAAAGUGCAACCCGUUCUCGUCGCUAUAGUGAUAGCAACAGCAGCAACGAUUCGUCCGAAUCGUCACCAGCACCACUGUCAUCGCACAGCACCGCCGCCGUUGUCCUAGCCGAGCGGAAAUUUUUAAUUAAACCCGGAGCACGUUGUGUCUGCUCGGAUUUCGCCUGCCGGUGCACCUGUCUGCUGGGAAUGGUUUCGCCGGCCGAACCGAAAUCGACACCCCUUGGUACCGGUGCAGGUCCAUCGGGGACACCGGGCUCGGGGCCGGGCCCGGGCGUCGCCAGUGAUGGCAGUUGUCAGAUGAUUAUUACUUUUGGAGCAGGCGGAGAGGACCGGAACCACCAGCAUCACCCUCAGGCAAGGGGCGGCGGAUUUUGGCACUGGUUUUGGGUGAUGCUGCUGUUGGCGAUGUUUGUGUUGAUUUUGUUGGGAUGUGUAAAAGCCGUUCUCGGAUGCUGCUGGAUCCGGAUAGGGAAAUGGAAGUACGACUUUUUGCAACCGGUGGUGCGCUACAAGGAUGCUUCAAGCUAUCGAAGAUUCCUGAUAAACACAAUCUUCUUCCUGGUGUAUCCCUGCGUGCUGUGCUGCCGGUGUUUCGAACGGUCCAUUGAUGGAGACGGAGACGAUGAUGUCUUCCAGAGCGGAGGUGACGACGAGCGAGACCGCCUUCUGCAGCAGCAUGGACUGCUCAAAGGUGUCAUGGUUGUUCAGAAACCGGUACCACUGUCAACCACUUCCGUCACAAGUGCCGACGAGGAAGAUGUCCUCGGGGAUGGCUGGCAUACGGCGAAUGGCGGUGAAGGUCUUGGGAAGCGGUCUUGGAAGAAGAACCCGGAAGACGUGGCAACCACCGAUGACGAUGAAUUAUCCAAACUGGUGGCUGCGAUGCAGUCGGAAUCGGAGGGAGGGGAACGUCCAGUAAUGGGCGCAAAACAUGAAACAAAGCCGUACAACAACACCGAAGAUGAAGACAACGAUACCCGGUUCGUGAUGGAUGUAAUGAAUCAGUCCCGGAAGUCAUUGCGAACGUUAAGUUCGUCAUCCGAGGCAUUCUUCGACACACGAGCAUCGAGGACAUCGUCCUCAUCGCUCCGGAUCGGAAGCAACGAGGACGAACAUCAGCAGCAACAGCAGCUAGCCAGUGAGUUGGUCCAAAGCCUGAUCCGAGCAAAAAUCAUCUACCGUCGGAUGGACCAUGCCUGUGGCCAGGUGCUGAUGGAAGACGGACAACCUUACUCGAUUCAGGGAUACUUUAUACCGAUUGAUCGGAAGCGAUAUCAAUUUUUCACCCAUGCGGUUUUACGACAGUUUUGGAUGGCACACCGGGACGAGGGGGGAAACAUAUCUCGUGUAAACAUACCGGAGAGAAGCUUGAUAUCCAAAAGUUUUACCAAAACCUACCAUUCCAAGGGGGACGUUUUGCGGCAGAACGACCUGUCAGUAACGCCCAAUAAGGAAGCGCCUUGCGUUAACGUUGAGUAUUCGUAAGUUUUUACAUUUAUUCGGUCAGGAUCAUGAUAUUACAACUGGAAUUAAUCAUGUGUUUUUUUUUUGUUUUUCGGGAAUUCGUUUUAUUGAAAUCGUUCAAAUAAAAUUACCGAUUCAUUCAGUGUGUGUCUAUGUGCUUUUGUUUUCCAUUCUUGUGGAAACUGGUAACAUUUUUUUUUCCUAAUUGUACACCUUAAACUACGUACCUUUCUUAAAACUACCCAAUAACCGACACUUGCUACAACUAUUCAUCGAUACUUUUUCACUAUCUUAAAUCUUUUUCAAAAAUGCAAUUGCCAUGAUUUUUAUUCAAAUAGUUUGGCACUACCUUUGAUUUGAUUUUCAACGUUGGUAAAACUUAUCGUUAAUAUAGUUGUGCUCAUUCUAUGACUGGAGUGACGUGACGCUACUCGACUCGGAUGAAGUGACGCGCCGUGGAGAGUCACCUCAUUCAAGACGAGAUUUCUCCCCUCGACAUACGAGUCAGGCUGCGUCACGUAAAUACAAUUCUAGAAUGAGCACAAAUGUGUCUGUUGAGGAGCCUACUUGUCAGAUGUGAUGACUGUUUGUUUUAUUAAAUUUAUUGGACUGCAAAAUGCAGUCGAGUUAUUAAUGACAAAGACCACCACGUCUCAAUACAGACGGGCUUGGUGGUCUAGUGGCUUCUGGUUCAUAUGCAGAAGGUCAUGGGUUCAAUCCCUGGCCCGUCCCUUUCCUCCUGCUUUGUCUAACAAAUACUCCAGUCCGUGCGGGUUGUGGGGACGCAGAGGUGCUCUCGGUCUCUACCCGGGUAGAGUUCAAGUACUGACGAUCAAAAUGUGAUAUUGGUUUGAUUGAGAUAAGAGGUAAAAGUACUGAAAAUAAUAGCAAGAAUUUGUUCUUGAACCAUCUUACCAAUAGCAAAAUUUGAUAUUUGAAGAUCAAUCAAAUAGCUCACUGCUAAUGGUAAGAUCUUACCAAGAGAGCGGUUCCAUAUCAUUUCAGCAACGAGUAAUUUUCAUAUAUCUUUAUUUGGAUGAAACCUUGCAUACAAGUCUUUGGGGGAGAAAAACGCCGUUUUGCAUACUUGGUUCGCCAUUUUGAAUCUAGCCUUACUUAUGAGAAGGGCCUAUGAAAAAUGCACAUGAUAUCUUCAAAAAAUUGUAUCUCGAAAACGGUUUGUCCGAUCGGUUUGGUGUCUUCGGCGAAGUUUUAGACAAUUGUUGGUGCUAUAUGGAGAAAAUAUGCACGGUAAAAAAUAUGUUUGGUUUUUGUGAUUUGAACUAAAAUAUAGAUUUUUCCUCAAAAGUGACAUGUCAAUAUUUUUUUUAUUAUCCUUAUGUUAUAGCUGACUGAAAAUGCUACCUAGUGCACAGUGGGUUGUUCUGGAGAAAAAUAGGUUACAAUGAAAAAAAAAUGUUUUAAAAAAUUACGGUUUUCAAAAAAAGCUAUUAAGUAAAGUCAAAAAAGUUUGUCGCCCUAAUUUUAUGAAAGUACAUCAAAUUUGCAAGAAAAAAGUACUUCGGUAACAUUUUUCUAAGAUGCACCGUUUAGAAGAUAUUACUAAUUUAAUAUUGAUUUUACCUACCUCUUACACACAACACAAGCGGCAGAACAAAGAUCAAUAAACAAAAAAGUGGAUCAAAUCAACGUAGUCUGACACGAUGACAUUAGUAUAAUUCCAGAUUUUCGCAAGAUUUCAGCCAAUUUUGAUUAAAAUUGGUAUAAUAUUAGUAUAAUAUUAGUCACCUUCCAUCAAACUAGACGGCUGCCGACUGAUACCUCAAUCAACAACCGCCGCACUCUUUAUUCAUUCCAGGUAUAUACAAUUUACAAUCUUCUUCAAUAACAAUAUACCUACGCCAGCAAAUCUACCUCGCUCCAACUCUCCAAACUCGUACCUGACGAUACCUGAGCGUUCAACUCUACCUAUCUUCCAGCAGUCUUUACCCAGCAUUCUAUGAUUUAUACCCGUGAGCUGUAUAAUAAUGUCUGACUCGGUUCUGAAUUCAUCCAGUAUCUACUAGGGAAAACCAAACAGUAAAUGCAGAAAGGUUGCUAGAAGCAUAGUGAUUUCAUAGUAAUUUCAGCUAAUAAUCCAGUGUUUUUGAACUAGAUCCAGUGUUGUUUGAUAACAUAAUAAUUGUAAAGGAAAGUGUAACACGUUUUGGUGCAAAGGUAAGUUUUAAAUACACAUUUUAAUUAUAUGUGUUGUGAUAUUUUCGUUCAAAACUAACAAUUGGAAAAUAUUUUCUAUGUUACAGAUUACAAAAUGAGUAAAAUCAGAUGUAUUCGUCCAUUCAAAGACAUUCAGUGUUCGAAAGAGCUGCGAUAUCUCACGGAUGGUAUCAUCCAAAAACUAAAGUCAAUUGGAUUUUCCAAGGUAUCCACACUGAACACCAAGGAUUUUCGUAUUUGUUCGUCUUGCCGUCUAGACGCUCACCUCACCCAAAACGAAGAACAAAGCGUAGCCGGUGGCUCAAGGAUGCCAACUGUUCAGACCAUACCUGUUGUACCUGAUUCGCAAAGCUAUGAAAGUUUGGUCACGAUACCAUCAGCGUCAACGCUAAGCACAAUUCAAUCAAAUGAAGACUUCACGAUGCCUGUAGACGUCGAAAUAUUCAACCGAGGAAUAGCAGCUAUUCGUGUUUCGCCUAUAGAUUUAGGUAA
Molecule: messenger RNA, 7056 nt
Organism: Aedes albopictus (Asian tiger mosquito)
Lineage: Eukaryota; Metazoa; Arthropoda; Insecta; Diptera; Culicidae
Exons: 15
Coding region: 334-4407 (1357 amino acids)
Source: RefSeq, a predicted model, not a curated record